This is a messenger RNA of Mesorhabditis belari, 432 nucleotides long. NCBI's taxonomy places the organism in Eukaryota, Metazoa, Nematoda, Chromadorea, Rhabditida, Rhabditidae. The record is from the annotation of a GenBank genome assembly.
AUGGAGUAUUGUGAGAAGGGACCACUCAAGGGAGUGAUUCUUGAUCCAACAAUUACAUAUUCAAUGAACACUGUUCUCACCUGGGGAAUCCAAUUAUUUGAUGCCAUUGAUCACAUGUAUCAGAAACACCAAUUGGUACAUCGAGAUAUCAAACCAGACAACAUUUUUGUGACCAAUGAAUACCAGCUGAAGAUUGGCGACUUUGGAUUGGUAAAAGUAGUGGGGGAUGGAACUGUUACGGGGACGUUUGGAAUUGGAACACAACGAUAUAUGAGUCCACCUGAAAUGAAAGAGGAUGGGGCACAACGGGAUGUUUAUGAACAAAUAGAGAAGGCUGACGUAUCGAAUUCCCAUCGAAAUGAUGUCUACAGUCUGGGACUUGUUAUGUGGGAAAUCAUCGAAAGGAGAACAAUUUUCACAAACUAUGAGGAU